Molecule: messenger RNA, 418 nt
Organism: Meloidogyne enterolobii
Lineage: Eukaryota; Metazoa; Nematoda; Chromadorea; Rhabditida; Meloidogynidae
Source: the annotation of a GenBank genome assembly
UUAGUCUUAUGGACUGUAAUUUGUUUAGGGGUAGAAAAAUGGAAGUAUUUGGGUUUAGGAAGAAAUGAAUGGGAACUAGAGACAGUCCAAAUUAGCGUGUGUCAAUCUCCCUCAUCUCUUGUUCUCCUGGUUUUUUUAAUUAAUACGGGUUAACCUUUCUAUAUUAUUAUUUGAAUUUGUUUGAGGAUUUCUAACAUCUUUUUUUUAGAUAAAUCGAAAGCAAAUGAGUAUUCUCUUAAAUAUGCUAAAGAAUUCUCGAACAUUUGUUUCUUCUCCUUGCAAAACUAGUCGAAUGGGCGAUGGAAGUGGAGGAGGUUAUUCUGCUCAUGAUUUGGUUAGAGUACCACCGCCGCAGAGCGUUCCUUAUGGACCUUUCUUUUCAAAAUUGAAGAAAUUAACUAUUACUUCACAGGUUUGA